ACGGAUGUUAUUGAUUUUUGUUUUUUGUAUCUUUUGAUUGUAGUCGAGUGCUCUAUUUAUAGAGCAACUCGUAUUACUACAUUUGAAAUUUACAACAUCCUUUUUGACAAUAUGAUAUCCUGCAUCCCCCAAAGUCAGUUUUCAAUUUGUAUGGGUAUUGAAAACUUCUACGAACACUGGAAAACUUCUACCAAUGCACUGUGGGCAUUCAUUACCCACCAGUCUUUUCAAUCAUAUCCAUUAUUGGUCAUAGUCUCAAUUAGAAAUUUCAUGCAUAUCCAAGGUUAGGCUCGUUUAUACACUAUUCUUACUCAAUUAGAAAUUUCAUGCAUAUGCAUAUUGGUCAUAGUCUCAUAGCUAGCUAGCUAAGAGCUUGCGUCAUAUAUGAGGAAAGAUGGAGCCCCUUGUCUUCUAUAAAAAGAGAGAAAUAGCACCAACAAAAGUCGAAUAUUCAAUCUUUUGAUCAACAUCGGUUGCUCGCUCCUGCAUCUCUUCUGUUUGUAAUUUGUAGCCAAAUCAAAAUGAGCUGGUGGUGGGCCGGAGCUGCUAGCGCUGCCACCAAAAAAUUGGAACGAGUUGACGCCCCAUCAUCAAGAGGUCAUCAAAGCGUGGCGCUAGUGGUCGGCGUUACGGGCAUAGUGGGCAACAGCCUAGCCGAAAUCCUCCCACUCCCUCACACCCCCGGCGGUCCGUGGAAAGUGUACGGGGUCGCGCGCCGUCCCCGCCCGAACUGGAACGUUGAUCAUCCCGUUGACUACAUUCAGUGUGACGUGUCCGAUGCAGAAGACACCAAAAUCAAGUUGUCACAACUAACCGAUGUCACACACAUAUUUUACGUGGCAUGGGCCAGUAGAGCCACCGAGGUCGAGAACUGCCAGGCCAACGGGGCCAUGUUCCGCAACGUCCUGCGUGCUAUUAUCCCAGUGGCACCGAACCUCUGCCACGUGUCCUUGCAGACCGGGGCCAAACACUAUGUCGGGCCGUUUGAGUCUAUAGGGAAAAUCAAAGCCCACGACCCGCCGUUUACGGAGGACUUGCCCAGGCUUGACGUGCCCAAUUUUUACUACACUCUUGAAGACAUAUUGUUCGAAGAGGUCAAGAAAAAAAAGGGUUUAACUUGGUCGGUACAUCGGCCUAAUAAUAUUUUUGGGUUUUCUCCUUAUAGCUUGAUGAACAUAAUCGGUGCGCUUUGUGUUUAUGCUGCUAUAUGUAAGAAGGAAGGAAGACCUUUGAAGUUUCCCGGAAGCAAAGCGGCUUGGGAGUGUUAUGCGGUGGCUUCGGAUGCAAAUUUGAUAGCGGAGCAACAUAUAUGGGCGGCAGUGGAUUCGUAUGCGAAAAACGAAGCGUUUAACGUGAACAAUGGAGAUGUGUUUAAGUGGAAACAUUUUUGGGAGGUGUUGGCUGAGCAGUUUGGGAUUGAGGAGUAUGGGUUUGAUGAGGAGGAGAGUGGUAGGCUGAGGUUGGUAGAGAUGAUGGAGGGGAAAGUCGGUGUGUGGGAGGAGAUUGUGAGGGAGAAUGAGCUGCAGCCGACCAAGUUGGAGGAGGUGGCGGUGUGGUGGUUUGCUGACAUUGUGUUUAGUGGGGAGGCUGUGUUGGACAGUAUGAAUAAGAGCAAAGAGCAUGGCUUUUUGGGAUUCAGAAAUUCCAAAAAGUCCUUCAUUUCGUGGAUUAAGAAGAUGAAGGCUUACAAGAUUGUUCCAUGAAAUGUAUCAUGAUGAAGAAGAGAGAGAGAGAGAUAGAGUUCAUAUACAUAUAUAUAUAUAUAUAUAUAUAUAUAUAUAUGUGUGUGUGUGUGUGUGUGUACAAAUAAGAAAAUGAAGCAUAGGGAGAGUACCUAUAACAUGCAUAUGUAGUUACAAUAAAAAAUGUUAUUCUUACA
Messenger RNA from Pyrus x bretschneideri (Chinese white pear), 1879 nucleotides. Its product is annotated as 3-oxo-Delta(4,5)-steroid 5-beta-reductase-like. The transcript is spliced from 2 exons. Bases 522 to 1703 code for a protein of 393 amino acids. NCBI's taxonomy places the organism in Eukaryota, Viridiplantae, Streptophyta, Magnoliopsida, Rosales, Rosaceae. The record is from RefSeq and is a predicted model, not a curated record.